GAGAGAGAGAGAGAGAGAGAGAGAGAGAGAGAGAGAGAGAGAGAGAGAGAGAGAGAGAGAGAGAGAGAGAGACCAUAGUUGAAUAUGGACAAAUGACUGGGACUGCCCACUCCUGGGAUCAUCUGCUGGGAUUAUAACACUGUUUGUUUUGCUUUGCAACUUUAGUUUGCUUCUGUUUUUGCACGUUGGAUACCAACUCCUAGUUCAGUAGCGUCCUGCAUCCAGGCGGCCCUCGAUCCGUUCUGCUCUAGCUCCGUCCCGCAGGGCCAGGGGAAGGUCUGGACUCUGCUUUGGGAGGAAUUGAGUUUUUUCAGAUCGACUUGGAAGAAUCCAAGCUUGCCAUCUCCUAUUUAGGGAAUAAAAGGAGGGGAAAGAAAAAGAGAGGAGGGGAAAACUUGUUUAUCUUGGCUGCUCUUUGGUGAGCUGAAAGCACAGUGAGUAAGGAACUGGUCCCCGGUCAGGGUUGACAUCAGCAUCUGUUUGACUUUAUAUGAAUAGGCCUCCUAAGAGGUCCUCUGUCAGCGCGGUCAUGCGAGGCUCGCUGGCCUUAUGAAGGGCUGCUAACAGGCGGGGACUCUUUACCUUUUUAGGUGGUUGUCACACAAACUGUACAACAUACACUAAUAUACGCACGCACAAGCACAUCUUGGAUUCCCUGUUUUGCAGCCCCGAGCCGCCUUUGGACACAUCCCGAGGUAGAUAUCAAACACGGCUCCAGCGAGGGAAUCUCUGGUCGUCCUCCGCUCUCUGCGUCACCUCACGUGGAACUGUCCAUUUUAUUUUCUUAUCAUGAGCAGAUAACAUUUUUUCCUCUCCACGAGAGAGUGGUCAGAGGUGGCUGAGGAGGCCUCGGACUGAUUGUGGAGUUAAAUUGUAUUUCCAUACGACUGCUUUGCAUUUGCUUCUCCUUGGACCUGCCUUCCCUACAUGGUCUUCGGGAGGAAACCUGCCUCCUAACCCCACUGUCUUGAGAGAAGUGUGAAGGCACCGGACAAUUCCAUCUAAGACUCGGAAACCGCCAUGGCAUACGGAUCACACCAAAAUUCCUUGACCAGACACGACCGGAUUUUCCGCCUCCUUUGCUGCCCGAAGCCCUUUUAGCCUCUGAAUGUGUGCACGAUUUCCUGAGAACUGUUCCUCAACCCAGUGAGCACCAUGAUGAACAAAGACUCCCGCUUUGCACGGAAGACACAUGGCAACUUCUCCAACCGCCGCCACUCCUGCAUUGGUUUUGAUGUGGAGAAUGGGCUCUCGCCGGGACGCAGCCCCCUGGACCCCCAGGCCAGCCCCGGCUCCGGGCUGGUCAUCCAGGCCAACUUCCCCCACAGCCAGCGGCGCGAGUCCUUCCUUUACCGCUCCGACUCGGACUUUGACCUGUCCCCUAAGGUCCCGUCGAGGAACUCCUCUACAGCCAGCGACCUGGAAGAGAGCUUGAAGCACUGGGAGGUCAACUGGUUGUCUACUCGACACACAGAAGACAUGAUUGUGACCCCAUUUGCACAGAUCCUGGCCAGCCUCAGGACGGUGAGGAGCAACUUUGCACUAAUCACCGGACAGCAGGACCGCUCGGCCAGCAAAGCACGGUCAUCAGGAAGCAACCUGCCAUCUAUGUGCAAGACCAGCCUGGCUGAGGAGCCUCAUCAACAGCUGGCCAUCGAGACCCUAGAUGAGUUGGACUGGUGUCUGGAGCAGCUGGAGACCCUGAAAACCCGGCACUCUGUCAGCGAGAUGGCUUCCAAUAAGUUCAAGAGGAUGCUGAACCGGGAGCUCACCCAGCUGUCAGAGACCAGUCGCUCUGGGAACCAGGUGUCGGAGUUCAUCUCCAGCACCUUCCUCGAGAAGCAGCACGACAUGGACAUCAUGUCCCCGCCCGCUAAGGAGAAGGACAAGAAGAAGCGGCCCAUGUCCCAGAUCAGCGGGGUGAAGAAGCCCACCCACAGCCCUGCCGUGGCCCCCACCACCAUCCCCCGCUUCGGCGUCAGCUGCGUCCAGGAGGGGCUCCUCGCCAAGGAACUGGAGGAUGUGAACAGAUGGGGUGUGGACAUCUUCAAGGUGUCUCAGUUCUCAGGAAACCGGCCCCUGACUGUGACCAUGUACUCUGUCUUCCAGGAGCGUGAGCUGCUCAAGUCGUUCAAGAUCCCUGCGGACACGUUCAUCACCUUCGUGAUGACCCUUGAGGACCACUACCACGCUGACGUGGCGUACCACAACAACAUCCACGCCGCCGACGUGGUGCAGUCCACCCACGUGCUGCUGUCCACGCCCGCCCUGGAGUCAGUGUUUACUGAUCUGGAGAUCCUGGCUGCUCUGUUUGCGAGCGCCAUCCAUGAUGUGGAUCAUCCUGGAGUCUCCAAUCAAUUCCUCAUCAACACAAACUCGGAGCUGGCCCUGAUGUACAACGACGUCUCGGUGCUGGAGAACCACCACCUGGCCGUGGGCUUCAAGCUGCUGCAGGAGGACAACUGUGACAUCUUCCAGAACCUCAGCAAGAAGCAGCGCCAGUCGCUGCGCAAGAUGGUCAUCGACAUGGUGCUCGCCACAGACAUGUCCAAACACAUGAACCUCCUGGCCGACCUCAAGACCAUGGUGGAAACAAAGAAGGUGACCAGUCUGGGGGUGCUGCUGCUGGACAACUACUCGGACCGCAUACAGGUGCUGCAGAACAUGGUGCACUGUGCGGACCUGAGUAACCCCACCAAGCCUCUGGAGCUGUACCGGCAGUGGACGGACCGCAUCAUGGUGGAGUUCUUCACACAGGGCGACCGUGAGAGGGACAAAGGCAUGGAGAUCAGCCCCAUGUGCGACAAACACAACGCGUCCAUCGAGAAGAACCAGGUGGGCUUCAUCGACUACAUCGUCCACCCGCUGUGGGAGACGUGGGCCGACCUGGUGCACCCCGACGCCCAGGACAUCCUGGACACGCUGGAGGACAACCGCGAGUGGUACCAGAGCAUGAUCCCCCACAGCCCCUCGCCGGACCCCCAGAGCCUGGAGAGGGAGCCCGGCCUCCCCCAGGCCGGGGCCUCCGCCCUCCCCGGCCUGUCCGGCCUGGCCUCCGUGGAAAAGUUCCAGUUCGAGCUGACGCUGGAGGAGGAGGAGGGGGAGUCGGACACAGAGAGCCCACUGGGGGAGGAGGAGGAAGAGGAGGAGGGGGAGGAGGAGGAGGAGGAGAAGGAAGAGGAGGAGGAGGAGGAGCAGGGAUGCAGGGGAAGGGGAGCCCCGGUGCGCUCCAGGACGGGGUCGGGCAGAGGCGGCAGGCUGGCCCCCCAGCUGCCCCGCAGGACGUUGACCUCGGACUCUGAGAGGGGGCUGGCGGAGGAGGGGGGCGCGGAGCGGGAGGGGGCACCCCUCUUCAGGCUCGGAUCGUAGCACCCGACCCCGGAGCCGUUGGAUUCUUCUGCUCCUUAGUUUGUUUUUGUUUCGCUCUUUUCAGUGCCUCACCCUCCUUCUCCCCCCCCGAUGCCCCUUCAACUCCCACGACCCCCCCCCCCCCACCCACCCACCCACCCACCGACUCCCCCGCACAUACACACACACACACUCACCUCAAACCCUAACCUUGUUGGUUGAGGGUGGACUUGGGACUAUGGUGAGACAGGGGACUGCCUGCACAUGCUCAGCGAGGAUGGUGGGAGUUCAGGAAGUGUGCUUAGUUGUACACAAGCGGUCACUUGCACUGGAGAGCGAGAGAGACGCAGGAGACGCGGAGACGAGGAGUUCACUGUUCCCCCACACCACUUCCAGGCCAUGAUAACAGGAAGCUGUGUUUCUGGCUGCUCGUUUGUUGAAGUUAUUUGAGUCAGUUUGGUGUGGGUACGGUAUUUGUUCUUCAAAGACGUUCAGAGGAGAACAAAAACAGAACUUUUAUUUUUUCUUCAACUCAAGGUCUACUACAACAAAUGAAUUGUCUUCCUCCUUUUGGACUAUUUGUGACUUUUAUGAAGAGCGUGUGACGAGCGGGAACGACAAGAUGAAACCACAACAAAAUAAACUGUGCCAAACUGUGCAAUAUACAGGGGACUAUGCCGCUUCAAUGUCAUCUGUCAUCUUUUAUUGUGUUAACAAUUGUAUCUUUUAUUUAGGACCAGCAACAGUUACAGCGAAUAGUAAACAACCACGAUUUUUUUUUUUGGCAUACGUCAAUGGAGAAUGAGCAAAGAUGCAACAGAUCAGAGGGGACAGAGAACAUCUCUGGAGAGAUCUUUGAAGGAGAUGGUUCUCAUGUAGCUGACUGACCCUAUCAGUAACAUUGUAUACUUCACAUAGUUCACAUGAUAUUUCUCAGCAAUGGGUAGUACAAUAGCCUCACCCUUGUUUGAGGAAGAGGUCCGUUUGAAUUAGACUGCAAUUUGAUUGCUGGCAAUACAUAUACUUUUUUUUGUGUGCAUAUAGAUUGUCUUUUUUUCUCUCUUGUUUAAACCUGACCUUGGCUUUUACAUUGACAACUGCUACUUGUGCGACGCUCACUUGGUGCCUCCUAGUGGUUGGCAGGUGGCACUGAAGUUGAGCAGGAGGUGGAGAAAAGUUCUCGCUUUAUAUUUUUCGUAUGAAAACGAAUACAAUUAAAACAUGAUGUUUUUGCUGUAGGGCUUCCCAAUAUACCCGUUUCUAAAUUAUAAUUUAAAGGUUGUUUUUUAAGAGGGUUUCAUAGCUCGGUUAAGAUGUGUAUGUUAUGUUUGCCACCUUCUCUCUUUUAUGACCUUCUCUCUUAUAUCUUCUUCAGUUUUAGCACUUUAGCCAAGCCACCUUCCUCUCCAGAUAUGUUGGACGUAUUCAUUUCCUUAUGAUUUGUCAUUGGCUGCCAUGACGCUGGCUUGGAAAGAGGAGGGAGACAGAAUUUAUUUUAAAUAAAGGUUUCUUAUACUACAAUAAGUGCUUUAGUACUGCUAAUGAUGCAGGGUAAAUAUUUACACCAAGGACUGACUAUGUCACAGUUAUAUCAGAAUUGUCAUUAUUUUUACUCAGGUACAGCUGUCAUCAAUACACACAUUUGUGAAUGAUUGGUUAUUAAUUAUUGGAGUAGACACAAUGAUAUACCUGGUGUGUGAUUCAUGCACUGAGAGCCUAGAUUUGUUAUAGACCUUCAAGACAUUUUCAUUUUUCUUACCGUAAAUCUAAGAAGGUAAUUUUUUGGUAUUUUUAAUUUGUCAAUAUUUUGAUCUCCUAAAAUAGCCAAUGACAAUGAAGUGCCAAGCAUAACAACACGUACUGUAAUUUCCAUUCUGCCAGUGGCUACUUUCCGUCCAUGGCUUGAUGAAGUCGGACGAUUGUAGCUCUCCGUGUGCCAAUUCACCCCAGAGAUUAUUUCACCCCCCCCCCCCCCCUACUCAAAGCCCAUUGUCCGGACUGAGAACGAAAAUGGUCUUAAAAAGAUUGGUGUUUGUUUGAGUGAGCGUAUGUGCGAGUGAGUGACUUUCAAUGUAUUUGCUAAGAAAAACCAAAGCACUUUGUAUGGUACUUUUUACAGUUCUGCACUCAGUACCUGUGACAGUGUGUAAUGUGACUGUUUCACAGUAUUCAGGUUUUAUUUCGUUUUAUUAUUAUUAUUAUUAUUUUAUUUCUUUCUGCAUAGCUUUGGCGCCAUGCCGGCUAAAUGGGUGGGACAACACCAGCUCCCUGCAAGGUUUUUGUUUUUCUUAUUAUUAUAUUUUCUCUGAAUAACUGCAAAAGAAAUGAUUUGGGUAUAAUGCAUGACAAUGGCUGCAGGAGCCAAAGACCAUGAAGGGUUUUUUGUAGUUAUUACAAAAAUAUAUACACGCACACUUUGGCGAAUUGUUACAUUUCCACACUGUUCUGACCUGUGCCACUCUCCACUCUGUAGCGAUAAGAGAACCAAACUGAGACACCCUCAAGGAUGCCUUCUGUAACAGCACGACCAGCCUCAGACAGCAACACUAACUCAAACUCUGUCUGUCAGUCAUGCAGUGGUUCAUGUUGUACGUUGUUUCCUCUCAGUGCUUCAUGUUCAUGUAAUUUAUAAUUUAUGUCUAUUUUAUCCGUCAGAGACUCUGAAGUAAGAUAGUUUGUCUUGGGCCCAAGCCUACUUCUUCUCAAGCUAACCAGGAGAACAAAAACAAAGGACAGAUUUAAACUACUGCUUCAUUUCUUAGUUUUAUUUAUUUAUGACUGGUAGUUACUAUAUGAGCAAAAUUACUAGGACCGUCAGGUGUUUUAUUCUUCCAUAGCUCACUAACAAAAUACUACUCCGGCUUUGCUGAAACUUCAGUCUGUUCUUUCUGUAUAUCCAGAUCUGGACGUCAGACAUGUCUAUUCCAGAAGGUUCUCACAGUAAAAGAGCCAUGAUUGGUUUGGUGAAGUAAAGCUAAUAACAGGUUGAAUGACCUGACCAGUGAUCACAGAUCAGUCUUUCUUUUUCUAUGAUUUUUAUUCAUAACAGCCAACAUUUAAAUGAAUCUGCAGCCAUGACAAUCAAGACACUGCUGUAUUUCUAUAGUGUGUUAGCUUUCUCUUUGACUGUAAUUGUAUAUAUGCCUGAGUGUCCACCCUGCUAAUAAAGGAAAAAAAACGCAUCUA
Gadus morhua (Atlantic cod) is the source of this 6534-nucleotide messenger RNA. It is a transcript of the gene pde4ca, whose product is annotated as phosphodiesterase 4C, cAMP-specific a. The record is from RefSeq and is a predicted model, not a curated record. Lineage: Eukaryota; Metazoa; Chordata; Actinopteri; Gadiformes; Gadidae. Bases 1156 to 3369 code for a protein of 737 amino acids. The transcript is spliced from 16 exons. Gene Ontology annotation, molecular function: 3',5'-cyclic-nucleotide phosphodiesterase activity. Gene Ontology annotation, biological process: signal transduction.